Messenger RNA from Paramecium pentaurelia, 1351 nucleotides. The record is from the annotation of a GenBank genome assembly. Lineage: Eukaryota; Ciliophora; Oligohymenophorea; Peniculida; Parameciidae.
UCAUGCAAUAAUUCUAAGUCUCUAAAAACAAACAAAUAGGUAAACUAUUCUAGUAUCUAAAAUAGCUAAUCCUACACAAUUAUACAAUCAAUUCUAAGUUCGUUCACCCUUCAGUAAUGUUGAGAAUAAGAGUUUGAUGUAAAAGACAGCUAGCGAUAUGGAAAUGAUUAAUAAACCUGUUGCUCCAACUAAACAAUUAACACAUUAAUAAACACCCAAUGCAUCUGAGUAUAAAAUACAAUUUAAAGUUGGAGGAGGAAAGUAACUGUAAAAAGAAGAUGCUAAUUAAUUUAAUUCAUAAACUGCUCCUUUUAUUCCCAUGAGUCCUCAAUAGCGUCAUGAGAAUGCUUAAAUAUUGUAAUCACCUCAAAAUCGUUAACCAUAUUUACUUUCUCCUCAACAUCAAUCUCCUUAACUUUAAUUCUAAUCUCCAAAUACUAGAGAUUUAAAACCAUAGCAAUUCUUUUCAUAAGUGCAAACACAACAAUAAUAACCUAAACAAAUUGCUCAAUAAUCUUCUUUUGUUUCACCUACUCUGAUGUAAUAAUAAAAUUCACAAAAGGUAGUGAAUUAUACUAAUACAUUUGCUCUAUAAGAGGAAUUGAAAUGUUUAUAAUAAUAAAGUAUUAAGAUGACUUAAGAGAUUUAGAAAUUAGAAUCUGAAGCUUAAAGAGUAUAAUCAGUCUAAUUAAUUAAAGAAUUAGAAGAUAAGAUAAAAUUACUUAAUUAGAUGAAUAAAUAAUUAUUAUUAGAUAAUGCAGAACUAAUGAAAGUGCCUGAUGUAUUGGUAUUAAGAGAUUUAAUAGUCAAAUACUAAAAUGAUAGAAAAGUAGCAUAUAAUCAAUUGACAGUGUUGAAGAAUGAGAUUUAGAAUUAUAAAGUACGCUGUGAAGAAUUAGAAGGAAAAAUAAAAAGUGAUAAUUCUUAAGAAUUGAAUGAUUUGGUUUAAGAAUUGGAAAAUAAAGUUUAAACUUUGAUUUUAGAAAAUGAUAGAAUAAAUUUAUAAUUAAAAAAUGGGAAUAAUAAUGCAAAUUAAAUUUAGAAAUAAAAACAUGAGAAUGAUCUUGUAAAAGAGAGAUUAAUAAAAAGUAGAAAAGAAGAAGAAGCUUUGAAAUAAUCUUGUUAAAAGGAGGAAAUGAAAUUGAAAUUGUAUGAGGAAUGUAAUGAUAAAUUGAAAUUACUUUAAGAUGAAAAUAAAAGAUUAUAAUAAAUUCUAAAUGAUUCAGAAUUGAAUUAAAAUGAUUUAAAUAGUCUUUAAGAAAAGGUAUUAAAAUAAUAAUGAUUUUAAUAGAUAUAAGUAAUAAGGUAAGAUAAUGAAAGAAUGAUGAGAUAACUAAAAUAUAAAUAAUGA